Molecule: messenger RNA, 1071 nt
Organism: Molossus molossus (Pallas's mastiff bat)
Lineage: Eukaryota; Metazoa; Chordata; Mammalia; Chiroptera; Molossidae
Gene: CUNH12orf43
Product: chromosome unknown C12orf43 homolog
Exons: 6
Coding region: 16-813 (265 amino acids)
Biological process (GO): negative regulation of Wnt signaling pathway; Spemann organizer formation; Wnt signaling pathway
Source: RefSeq, a predicted model, not a curated record
GUGCGGUGGUUCAAGAUGACGGCGCCCAGGAGUUUCUUGAACGAUUUGGACAGCAGUAGCAGCAGCAGCGACACAGAGGAGCUGGCGCGAUGCCGCGAGGCGGCGAUGCCGGCCUGGGGCUUGGAGCAGCGCCGGGGAGGGCCGGAGGAGAAAAGAGCCGAUGCUGCAAAUAAUCAGUUGCCAACCACCCAUCUGAGCCUCAGGCAUAAGGUGGAUGAGCAUGAACAAGAUGGCAACGAGCUUCAGACCACCCCCGAAUUUCGAGCCCACGUAGCCAAGAAGUUGGGAGCCCUGCUGGACAGCUCCAUUACCAUCUCAGAAGUUGUGAAGGAGCCAACAAAGGCUGAGGUACAGGAAGUCGUUCUGGAAGACGAUGGCUUCCGCCUUUUCUUCACCUCUGUCCCUGAAGGCCCUGAGAAGAAAGCUGCUCCCCAGCCCUGCCGAAAGCGAUUGCCUUCCAGCUCCAGCAGCGGGGACAGCGAUGAGUGGCAGCGGUGCCAGGAGGCCGCUGUGUCGGCCUCUGACAUUCUCCAGGAGUCUGCUCUCCAUGGCCCUGUCAAGGUAGAAAAAGAAACAAAGAAGAAGAAAAAGAAGUCGAAAAAGGAAGCCAAGAAGGAGUCCAGCACAGACUUGACCACAGCCACCAUCACCACAAGCAGGGCCGGGAAGCAAGAAAGGGAGUCAGCUAAGCUCAACGGAGACCAUGUGUCACUUGGAACCAAAAAGAAGAAAAGGAAGAAAAAGACAAAGAGGGCCAGCGAGGCUUCCCCAUUCCCGCCGUCACAGAGCACAGCAGCCGUGCCUGCAAACUGACCCAGGAGCGGACCCGAGGCCCACUCAUCCCUGUGACGAGGCCCCACUGGGACGAGGCAUUGCCAAGCCCUGCCUCCCUCAAGUUCAAGGAGCUGGCUGGCAAGUUCAGAUGCUGCCCAAGACUCGGGGCAAAGCCGUGGCUGUAGAGUGAGAAGGCUAAGCCAGGCCUGCCCUCCUGUGCUCCCACGGGGGCCGAGCAGACCGUGUUACCAGGACACUCUGUGGUCUCAGGACGAAGGAGCCUUCCGAUUAGUCAAG